Messenger RNA from Opisthorchis viverrini, 2284 nucleotides. RefSeq lists its product as hypothetical. The record is from RefSeq and is a predicted model, not a curated record. Lineage: Eukaryota; Metazoa; Platyhelminthes; Trematoda; Opisthorchiida; Opisthorchiidae. Bases 139 to 1998 code for a protein of 619 amino acids. The transcript has 6 exons.
AGCCUCAUCAUCAGAGUCUGAAUUACAUGCUACCAAUUACAAAGUCGUAAAGGGAACGCUAUGUCACGAAACGAAUUUGAUCCUCUCUGGAUGGACAUGGUUUAAUGGCGUUUACUUCGACUGUUUGUCUAGUAGUCGAUGGACAGCCGCCAUCGCCAUCAAGAAUACCGGAAACAGAAGCAGCAGCAACCGGUCAUUCCGUGGGACUCCAGAAUGGUGGCUGAAGUGGAUGUUGUUUGUCGUUCGAAGGUCCCCCAUAUCCCAGAGUGCGAUAUCGAUGCAUAUGCGCCACCAUCCCUGUCAGAAUAUGAAUAUGACUUUAUUUUGGAACGUCAGAUCCUAGCAGACUACGAGCAAUAUUGGGAUCAGAAACGGUGUGUCGAAUGUUCCCCUCCUGUGUCGCUUAGUAAUCCUACCGAUCACCCAUCUAGCCCCAGGAUAGGUUCUAGUACACCAACAGCUGCCAUUUGUCCGCAACCGGUCGCCGUAACGACAACUUCUACUGAACCGGAUAAGAGUGACCCCCAGUCAAAAGUUGCAGUUCCAUCGGACAGCUCAGCAAAAAUAGAUAAAGCCGAACCCAUUCCAGAGCCCCUACCAAACAUGCCCGUAGCUGCCAGACACUUACUCUCCGGACGCGUUUUGCAACCAGAUCGAACCGUGACGAAUUCUACAUCAAUGACCCCCGGCGAACCCUCUCUCCUGAACGUCUCAAAGCAUGUGCCUGAAUCUACCGUGUACCUGCGUGAUUUUGAUACCGGUCCAGAUGAUCCUUUUGCAAACGCGGAACUAAAAACAAUCAAUGAUCUUGAGGAAUUGCGCAACGUUCUACUUUCCAGUCCAGUGAACACCCGGGAUACACAAUCCACACUAAAGCAGCACACAGGGCAACUGACUCCCCCUUCCACGGUUAUUGUACAGGAUGGGUUUUCUACGUCUCCUCCGAUUAACCAUCCAUCACCUUCGAACGAACAGUCUAUUCAGUAUCCGCGCGCCCCACCACCAUUUCGUCCAUUGGCCUUGAAUUUCACCACAAGCGGUUUCUCUCCUGCUUUCCAUCCCAAAUUUACACCUCACCAGUCGCUGCAAGUCGGCUCUAUGAGUGGGACCAAUGCGGCCAAUGCAUUGAACGGAUUGGGAGUGCUCCCUGGACGUUCCCUUUCUUCUUCGGUACCGAACUUCGAGGCUGCAGGUUUGACUGAACGUCCGAAUUCUGUAGCCGGAGUAGUGUUGUCCACUAAUCCCCACCCAUCCAUUCCCAACAAGUCGAUCCACGCAUUUGAACCGCGGUUACCUACCGGUGCUUCACAACAACGAUCAGGUUUUCCUCAACCUGUUGCCCGUACUCCUGCGGAGCUCGACGCUCUGGUUGGGAUGCUGAUUGAUUGGACCAAGCAGGCUGGUUGGCCCGAAAGCAGAGCACGUAGUCUAUUACAGAUUCCACAGAACAGGGCACGCUUUUCUCACCUGACACUGGACAAGGCCAAGCAGCAAUUGGCCGAACAAUUGCAUCUUGUACAAUUACUCCUGAACGAAUACGCUCCGGUUGGUGGCUCUUCAAAUCGCCUGUCCGAACAGACAGCAGUCGUCGCGGUCUCUGCUUUUCCCCACGACUUCCUCAAGGCAAGACAGUUUGCAAAGGUAGCUUUGGACCUCGAGCAGUGCGGUCACCCGCAGGAAGUCACCCAGUCCUUUCUGUUAGACGCCAGACUGAACCACGAAGCUACUUUGGCUCAGUUCCUAUCUGCUCUCCCGCGGCCGGCAGUUUCACCGAGACCCGCAAGACAGUUUGCAAAGGUAGCUUUGGACCUCGAGCAGUGCGGUCACCCGCAGGAAGUCACCCAGUCCUUUCUGUUAGACGCCAGACUGAACCACGAAGCUACUUUGGCUCAGUUCCUAUCUGCUCUCCCGCGGCCGGCAGUUUCACCGAGACCCGUACAUGCUCCCGGACCAUCUUGGCAAGGCGCCCCCAUUACGCGACCACAAACUAAACGCUAGACACAUCUUGCCGGACACGGACUUCUGUUGGAUUGAGUCUUUCAUUUGAACUAGCCACAGUUCGCUAUCUGUUGAUAUGCUAUGCUGAAAUUCAUCCCACUUCUCCUUGCGAUCGAUUCACUCCCUUGGACAAGGUGCGUAAUCAGCUUGUGCGCACACCUCAAACAAUAGAUGACGUUUAAGCGACCAAGUUUCCACUCCAUUCCCGUUUUCAGUUACUGCAUUCGUUUCAUUAUAUCAUUCAUUCUCCCUUAUUACUUGCCGUGCAACUGUUUUGUUACUCGCA